AUGGCUACCAUCAGCAGAACACUACUGCUCUUACCGGGUCGUCGUCGGAAGUUGUUCACCGUCGGGAACGGUAACGGGGUGUUGCGUGUGUUCGGAGGCGCCGUUCGGAAGUUGUCCACGAUGGAGGGAGGAACGCCGACGGACCAUCCAAUAGUGGAGCUGCCGGGGUUGGGUAAGCUGAAAGGUUCCACCACGCGCGGUGCCUGGACGGGUGUGAAUGUCUACCAGUUUCUGAACGUACGCUACGCGGAACCGGCUACGGGCGAGCGUCGGUUUAAGCCACCGGUUCCAGUGGAACCGUGGGAGGGUGUGUUGGAUGUGUCGGAACCGAAGCUUGGCUCACCGGUCUACAAACGCAUGAAGCUAUUGACCGAAGAACAAAGGGCCGAAAAUCUAGAAGACUGCAUUAAUCUGAGUGUGUUUACGAAGGAUUUCAACGGCCGCAAACCGGUCAUAGUGUAUGUGCACGGUGGUGGGUUUUACGAUGGUGCGAUAUAUCACUACCCGCCGAACUACAUCAUGGAGAAGGAUGUCGUGCUGGUGGUGCCUCAGUAUCGGUUGGGAGCGCUUGGGUUUUUGUGCUCCAACACCAAGCAGAUCCCGGGCAAUGCGGGCGUCAUGGAUGUGGUGUUGGCGUUCGAGUGGGUCCAGAAGUAUAUUAGCCAUUUUGGAGGUGAUCCACAGCAGGUCACCGCCAUGGCACAGUCCUCCGGGGCAGCGAUGGUUUCCAGCAUGACGUACAGCCCGCUGGUGGACACGGAGAGACUGUUCAAUCGGUUGAUACUGCAGUCGGGCAACUGUCACGGUUCGUGGGUGUGGGAUCGCAGUCCGGAGCGUAACUGCCGGGAUAUUGCCGGGUUUGCUGGUUUCGACCGGAAGGCACCGCUGGAGGACGUGGAACGAUUUCUGAUGCAACUGGACAUCUUCAGCCUGAUGAAGGCUUUCACUCAACAUUACCGACUUCGAACACCGAACGGAACAGAUACGAUCGGUGGUGCACGUAUGGUGUUUAACGAUCCCAAUGGACUGUUUCCGGAGAAUCCUUACUUCAUCAUGCGCAAAGGUGGAGGACGGAAAAAUAUGCCACUCCUCACCGGUGCCACCCGGCACGAUGGAACGUUCGCAUUCUUGGAAGUGUUUAACAUACUGCUGUUUAAGAAGCUAAUCGGCGAUCCACACAUCACCAUCCACCGGAUGGUGGACGAGGUGAACCAGGUGCUGGGUGUGGACGAUCCGUCCUGUACCAUCCGUACGCUUACCAUGGCCCAGUUCUUCACACACGAGCAGCUCGCAUCCGGUGAUUUGCGAAAACUUCUGGCUGGUUUCUGUGAUCACACGGCAGAUGUUCUGAUUAAAGGACCCGUGCUAAAGAUGGCCCAGAACAACGCGAUGUACGUUCCGGAGCAGACGUAUCUGUACAGCUUUGACUACGCAGGCGAGCACACGCGAUUCGGUUACGGUGGUGACACAUCGGCCAUCCCGUUCGAGGGCGGUGUACACCACUCGAACGAUCUGAUGUAUCUCUUCCCGUAUCCACCAAUGGCCGCUAACCUUAACGAACAGGAUACGACCGUGGCGAAGCGAAUGGUUGACCUAUGGACAUCGUUCGCCAUCCAUGGCAAACCGGAAGCACAAGAUGUGCCUGAUUGGCCACCGAUGAACAACGUGCUGGGACCGUAUCUCAAGAUUAACAAGCAGUUUACCAUUGGGCAGGACUUUAGGGAAGAAUUAACCGUGGCGAUUAAGAAUCCGUCUGAGAUUGAAAAGAAGAAGGUGAACAAAACUUCAACGCAAUAG
Molecule: messenger RNA, 1797 nt
Organism: Anopheles moucheti
Lineage: Eukaryota; Metazoa; Arthropoda; Insecta; Diptera; Culicidae
Product: glutactin-like
Exons: 4
Coding region: 1-1797 (598 amino acids)
Source: RefSeq, a predicted model, not a curated record